CACCCACUUUAUUCUUCAUUAGAACUUCCCACAAACCGCAAAACCCGUCUUUCUUUGGCCGAACACAAAACUCACCUUCCACCUUCUCCCAAUCUUUCCGAUUUCCACCAACAACACCGAUUCACCCCAAGGCUCGUUCUCACGAAGCACAACUAUCCACAUAACUCUUGAAUCGCGAACCACCCGACGACAUCUCCCACAAUGAAGAUUAACGUCACUACCAUUCUCGCCCUCGCCGGCGCCGCUACCGUGGCUGCCGUCGACUACCCUUCCAACUUGCCUGAGUGCGGCAAAAAAUGUGCCACCGACAUGUUCGGCAAGGCUGCUGAGCUCGGCUGCGGCCCGGGUGACAUUACCUGCCUGUGCAGCAACGUGAACUUCGGCUACGGUAUCCGCGAUUGCUCAGCCGCUGUCUGCGCAAGCGUUGACCAAGUCAAUGAGGCCAUUGAUUGGCACAACAGCCUCUGCUCGAGCGCUGGUGUUACUACUGCCAGCCUUUCCUCGACCACUUCUGCCUUUGGCACUGCAACCCCUUCGGGCAGCCCUGUCACCAGCACGGCCACCACGGCCACUCCGAUCACGACGAGCACCUGGACUUCGGUCUUCACCAGCGGCUCCGCCACCACUACGCUCACCGGCGAAACCACCAUCUCGGGCAUUAGCGGCGUGGCAGGCGCCACCACCAUCCCCCAGACCACCGUGACUUCGCCGAUAGUCUCGACGCGUACUGAAGGUUCGUCGACUUUUGAGACCACCGUCGGAACCACGACCUUGGUCUCCAGCGUCACCGGGGAUGCCCUGAGCAGCGCCCUGUCCAGCCAGGCCUCGCAGGCUUCGUCCAGCAGCAGCAGCGGCCAGGGUUCCCAGAUCACAGCUGCUCCCGCCCUCGGCUUCAUCGCCGCCGCCGGCAUCGCGGCUGCUUUCCUAUGAGGUCUGCACGCCUAACAUGCGGAUUCUGGGAUGAACUUUCCCUGCGGGUCCUCUUGAUGGAUGCGUUACGAUUGCAUGACAGCUGGGGUGGAAGAACGGACGGUACCGAUCUUUAAUGGCUAUUGGGACAUGGUUACGGAUGGAGGCCCCG
Molecule: messenger RNA, 1081 nt
Organism: Parathielavia appendiculata
Lineage: Eukaryota; Fungi; Ascomycota; Sordariomycetes; Sordariales; Chaetomiaceae
Product: CFEM-domain-containing protein
Exons: 4
Coding region: 202-930 (242 amino acids)
Source: RefSeq, a predicted model, not a curated record